Messenger RNA from Nelumbo nucifera (sacred lotus), 4532 nucleotides. Lineage: Eukaryota; Viridiplantae; Streptophyta; Magnoliopsida; Proteales; Nelumbonaceae. The record is from RefSeq and is a predicted model, not a curated record.
AUAUAAAGGCUACUUUUUUGCUUUAGUCACCAGUCAUCACUCAUCACUGCUCUAUAGUAUGUACUCUCUCCUCUACUCUGCUUUGCUCUACCAUACCCAGAUUGGCUUCGGGGUUUAAUCAACGAUCGCUUGAACGUCCAACAAGAGGGAAGAUGACAACUUUUUUCGUCUAGCGUCUUCUAUUGAGAACUGUGGAGAAUCGAGUUGUUGUUAUGAUGAUAUAGGUUAUGGGUGAAGAUGGGUCUGAAACCUAGAAAUGCCAUCUUAAGCUCAGAUUUGAUUAUUUUGCGAAGUGAUGAGAGAUGACAAGUGGCGACUAUAAUGUGAGCAUYGGUAGCGUCGUGUGCUCCAUCGCCACGAACCCUCUAAAAACACACAAAGGACAAUAUGUAAACGGGGAUUUUAGUGAUAAUGCAGGGUUACAGGGCUGUUGCCUUCCUUGAUUUAAGGCCUCCAUGGCGCUCAAUCCUGUGAGCAAGUCGGCCCUGUAAACUUGGAUACAAUUGCAACUUUGAUUCUUAUUAAUUUUGUAAUGCCCAUUUUUUUUCCUGCUUUCUUGGUUUGCAUUUGUUUUUUCCGUAGUUUUGCCAAUGCAGAUGCUUAAAUUUCACUGAAAUGUGAGGAGUUCGAAACUUUUUCUCUAUCAGUUGUUGGUUUUUAUUUCAGAGGACUGUUCCAACUGUAAAGAGUUGCAUUGUAAUCUUUUUUGGCUGAAGUUUGAAUUCUGAGACUUCCACAAGCUGUCGCACAAAAAAAAGAAGAAUGGGAUCAGAGGGAACAAAAAAUGACAUGAUUAUCAGUCAAGUCAGUUUCGGAGGAUUUGACAAUAAUGUCACUGCAUCAGAACUCACAGAUUUCUUAGAGAAAGAAAUUGGCACUAUAUGGCGGUGUAGAUUGAAGACUUCCUCAACACCACCAGAGUCUUACCCUGAUUAUGAUGUAACAGACAUGGACGCAAUCCAGAAGACAGAUGGCUAUGAUAAGGUGAAGCCUCAUGCUUUUGUACACUUUCUAUCUCCUGAGGCAGCAACUGCAGCAUUGGAUGCUGCAGGACGUUGUGAUCUUGUAUUGAAUCGCCACCCUUUGAAGGUGAAUUUGGGGCCUCAAAGUCCAUUCCUUCUUAAUCAGAGGAGGAGGAAAAUAGAUCCUUUCAAGAUACCCGAUUCCUGCAUCAAGAUUGGAUCUUUAGUUGGCCAGGAUGAAUUUGUUGUUUGUUGGAAGGCACCUCAGGUUGAUUUUAUUGUUGAUCCCUUUGACCGGACCUGUAAGAUCCUUUUUACAAAGGAGACUGCUUUCUCCUUUAAAGACACAAUGGCAUAUGUAGUCAUCAAAUGCAACUUCAAGCUAGAAUUCUUUGUGAGUGAUAUUAGUUAUAUCAAACAAUAUACGGGCAGAUCUUCUUUGGUUAUUUUGUUGCAUCUGAGAUCAUCCCCAUGCAUCUAUUACAGAACUGCUGAUGAUGACAUCUAUGAUUCUGUUCCAUUUGAUAUGUUGGACGAUGAGGACCCUUGGAUAAGGACCACAGAUUUCACACCCAGCAGAGUAAUAGGUCGUUGUAACUCAUACAGAAUCUCAAUCUCACCCCGUUUUGGUCCAAGACUGAAUAAAGUUAUGAAUUAUCUUAGAAAACACCGGAUACCAGAUGAGUCUCCUAGGAUGCCACUAAGGAUCAGAGAUGAACCCAAUUUUGGGAUGCUGAUGUCUGAGUUCUUCUUUUGCAUUGAUCAUAAAGAAGGUAUGAGUUUCGAGACAAUAUUCAUGCUAAAUGCUGUCAUUCACAAAGGUAUUAUCAACCAACACCAAUUGUCAGAUGAGUUCUUUGAAUUACUGAGAAGCCAGUCUACUGAUGUGAAUGUCACAGCCCUACAGAACAUUUAUUCUUAUAGGCAACCAGUUUUGAAUGCAUACACGAGUCUGAAAGAUGCCCAAAGAUGUCUCCUAGACAACCCCAAACUUAUCAAGAUUUCUAAGGGGUCAGAUGAUUUUGUUGAAAUGAGGAAAUUAGUUAUAACUCCGACCAAAGCGUACUGUCUUCCACCAGAGGUGGAGCUUUCUAAUAGGGUCCUAAGGAAAUAUAAACAUGUUGCUAAUAGGUUCCUAAGAGUUAGCUUCAAGGAUGAACGCAUGCAGCAGCUAAGUUCUAAUGCCCUCAACUAUUAUGUUGCUCCUAUCGUUAGGGAUAUUACAUCAAAUCCAUUUCCCCAGAAAACCACUGUUUUUAAUAGAGUGAAGACCAUCCUGAGCAAUGGGUUUUUUCUUUGUGGUCGGAAGUAUUCUUUUCUGGCAUUCUCAUCCAAUCAGUUGAGGGACCGAUCUGCCUGGUUUUUUGCUGAAGAUAAGAACAUUAAAGUGAUUGAGGUUAAAAAGUGGAUGGGAAGAUUCACCAACAGGAAUGUUGCCAAAUGUGCAGCUAGGAUGGGACUUUGCUUCUCAUCCACCUAUGCGACUGUCGAGGUUCCGUUGAAGGAGGUCAACUUGGAGCUUCCAGAUAUCGAGAGGAAUGGAUAUGUAUUUUCAGAUGGAAUUGGCAUGCUAACACCUGACCUUUCAAUGGAAGUUGCAGAGAAAUUGCAAUUGACUGCAAACCCUCCUUGUGCCUAUCAAAUCCGAUAUGCUGGUUGCAAGGGGGUCAUAGUUUGUUGGCCAGGAAAAGAAGAUGGAAUCCGUCUUUCCCUGAGGCCAAGCAUGAACAAGUUUGAGUCCAGACACACAAUCCUUGAAGUCUGCUCUUGGACUCGUUUCCAGCCAAGUUAUCUGAACAGGCAAAUAAUAACUUUGCUUUCAGCUUUAUGUGUUCCUGAUGAUGUGUUUUCAAGAAUGCAAGAUUCUAUGGUUUCUAAAUUAAACCAGAUGAUUGAGAACACUGAUGUUGCUUUUGAUGUUGUUACCUCAUCAUGUGCUGAGCAAGGGAAUACUGCAGCCAUAAUGUUAAGUGCUGGUUUCAAGCCUCAGAUGGAACCUCAUCUAAAAGGGAUGCUAUCCUGCAUAAGAGCUGCCCAACUGAGGGACCUUUUGGAAAAAUCUAGAAUCUUUGUUCCUUCAGGAAGGUGGUUGAUGGGGUGCUUGGAUGAACUAGCAGUACUUGAAGAAGGACAGUGCUUUAUCCAAGUGUCGAAACCUUCAUUAGAAAAUUGUUUUUCAAAGCACGGCUCUAGAUUUUCUGAGGUAAAGAAGAACACACAAGUUGUUAAGGGGAUUGUGGCCAUAGCAAAGAAUCCCUGCCUUCACCCAGGAGACAUUCGGAUUCUGGAAGCCAUAGAUGUGCCCAGCUUGCACCAUCUUAUUGAUUGUCUGGUUUUCCCUCAAAAGGGAGACAGACCACAUACAAAUGAAGCAUCGGGAAGUGACCUUGAUGGGGAUCUAUACUUUGUGACUUGGGAUGAACAUCUUAUACCUCCUAGCAAACAAAGCUUGGUCCCAAUGGAUUAUUCCCCUGCAGAAGUUAAAAAGCUGCCACGUGAUGUCAAUCAUCGGGAUUUGAUAGAUUUUUUCAUGAAAUCGAUGGUGAAUGAGAAACUUGGUGUUAUUUGUAAUGCGCACGUGGUUCACGCUGACCUGAGUGAAUAUGGAGCCUUGGAUGAGAAAUGCAUCCAGCUAGCAGAGCUUGCAGCUACGGCAGUCGAUUUCCCAAAGACCGGUAAGGUGGUAACUGUGCCACAAGAGCUAAAGCCUAAAAGGUACCCAGAUUUCAUGGGGAAGGAGGAAUUUCAAUCCUACAAGUCAAAUAAGAUCUUGGGGAAACUCUAUCGCAAAAUUAAAGAUUUUUCUGACGAAGAUGUGGAAGAAUCUGAGAUAACAUUUGCAGCUGAAGAUAUUCCUUAUGAUGUACAUCUUGAGGUUCUGGGAUCUUCAGAUCAUCUUGCAGAUGCUUGGAAUCUCAAGUGCUUGCAUGAUGCACAACUCACUACUCUUUUGGGGCAGUACAAGGUGAACCGGGAAGAAGAGGUGGUAACAGGGCAUAUAUGGUCCAUGCCAAAGUACAACAGCAACAAACAAGGGGAGCUAAAAGAAAGGCUUAAGAAUGCUUAUAAUGCACUAAAGAAGGAGUUCAGGCAAGCAUUUGAGAAAAUUGAUGAGACACUCCAACUUACGGAUGAUGAGAAAAACACCAUCUAUGAACAGAAGGCUUCAGCAUGGUACCAGGUUACAUACCACCCUAGAUGGAUCAUGAAAACACUGAAGUUGAGGGAACAUGAGGAUGAAAGCAACCCUGCAAUGCUUAGUUUUGCAUGGAUACCGGCUGACUACUUAGUCAGAAUCAAGAUCAAGCAUCGGGAUAUGGAAAAUGUUGAUGCCCGAAAGCCUAUUAAUGCGCUUGCAAACUAUCUGGCUGAUCGGAUAUGAUUAGAAACUGGGGCAGUUCCUAGCUUUUGACCUUCUCUCAUAUUGUCUUUUGUCCUGGCUUCAAGGUCCCACUCUGCCAAUAGUCCUUUGUUCCUGGAUACUCAAUCUGUUCAUUAUUGUGUUGUAAUUACAUUUUUGGUGGUUUGAAGAUUUACACUUGCAACCAGACAUGCGCUUAAAUUGUAGUA